Messenger RNA from Anopheles coluzzii, 1431 nucleotides. RefSeq lists its product as uncharacterized. Lineage: Eukaryota; Metazoa; Arthropoda; Insecta; Diptera; Culicidae. The transcript has 2 exons. The record is from RefSeq and is a predicted model, not a curated record. The coding region runs from base 1 to 1431 and encodes 476 amino acids.
AUGGACGCUGACACAAGGAAAGCAUGGGAGAGUUCGUUGGAACAUGGAGAGUUUCCGGAUCUCUUCAAAACUCUCGAUUUCAUCAAUCGGCAAUGUGAGGUGCUCGAAAGCUGCACGCCAGAGUCGUCACGGAAAUCAACAAGCACCAAAGCCUUCACCUCCACCACAGCUGCCAAUUCAACGUGUGUACUGUGCCAGCAGCAUCAUACUCUUCAGAACUGUCCAACCUUCAUCACGAUGUCCGUAUUGCAGAGGAAGAGCAAAGUACAGUCAUUGAAACGCUGUUUCAAUUGCCUCAGCGCUGGACACCCGGUUUCGCAGUGCCGAUCGAAAUGGACGUGCCGUAUCUGCAAGAAACGUCAUCAUCAUCUACUUCAUGGGGAGCAGCUUCCAGCAGCACCAUCUCUUCAGCCUUCAGACGCCGCUGCAACAUCUCAUCAGCUUCCAGUCGAUGCAGCUCAACCAACAUUAAUCGGGGCAUCGAUGACUUCAUUGACGACAGCAGUGCCAUCCACAGUGCUAUUGUCAACAGUAGUGCUCAACAUCACCGAUCGUGCCGGAGUUAGCCAUCCAGCAAGAGCUCUCUUGGAUAGCGAAGCUCAAUCCAACUUCAUCACCGGCAGGAUGGCACAGUUCCUGGAAUUGCCGCGGAAGCUGAUCAAUCUUCCGCUAUCAGGCAUUGGUGGCAGUACAAGAUCGAAUGUGCGACAUUCCAUCGAAACCACCAUCCAUUCUCGAUGCUCGAGCUAUGCUGCGUCAUUGGAGUUGCUUGUGUUACCGAAGUUGUCAGCAGACAUACCAACUCAACGGAUCGACAUCAGCCACUGGAAGAUACCAGAAACCUGCAUCUUGGCUGAUCCAUCCUUCAAUCGGCCAGGAACCAUUGACAUCAUCUUGGGAGCAACACACUUCUACGAGAUCCUGAGGAUCGGACGACUCUCCCUGGGUGACAGCAUGCCAACCCUUCAGGAAACUGAAUUUGGUUGGGUAGUCAGUGGUACCAUCACCGAACCCAUGUCACCGAGCAGCGAGGAACGAGCCUGUGAGGACCAUGACACGGCAACCACCACACGAGAAGAGGAUGGCAGGUACAUGGUCCAACUUCCACGCAAGCCAGAGAUGAUUGGCAAGUUUGGCAAUUCAACGACUAUCGCACUUCGACGGUUCCUAGCACUAGAACGUCGACUUCAACGGGAACCCGACACCCAACGUGCCUAUGUGGACUUCAUGGAUGAGUACCUUCGCUUCAGUCAUACGAGCAAGGUGGCAGCUUCUUCAAAGAACGAUGAAUCGUUUUAUCUACCACAUCAUCCGGUCUUCAAGACCGACAGCACCACGACGAAGUGUCGAGUGGUGUUUGACGCAUCGAGUAAAUCUUCAACGGGUGUGUCUUUGAACGACCCGUUACGACCUUUGAACGAACCACACUAA